GGUGCCGUGAGCUGCCGGGAGCGGCCGGUCUCAGCCGGGGCAGGCGGGCCGUGUCCCUGCCCUUCCCGGCAGGAGCGCCUUCCCUGCCUGCAGAAGCAUCGCCCGGCGCCAGGCGAUGGCGGCGCGGCUGAAGCGCUGCGUGGUGCGGCGGCGGGACGGGGCGGAGCAGCACGGCGUGGCCGCGUCCUGCCUGCGGGAGCUGCGGGACAAGGCUUGUGGUGUUCUGGCCAUUGACAAGGCCAGGGAGCCCAUCACCUUGGUGCUGGCAGAAGAUGGGACCAUUGUGGAUGAUGAGGAUUACUUCUUGUGUUUGCCAGCUAACACCAAGUUUGUGGCACUGGCCAAGGAUGAGAAAUGGUCCGGCAAAAGCUUUGACAGUGGAACAUCCUGGCUCUCGGGGGCUGCGGAUGAAGUGGACAGUGCUGCGGAGAAGUGGAAGCAGCUGGCCAGGCAGCUGAAGGGUGACCUGUCCAAUAUCAUCCUGAUGUCUGAAGAAGACCUCCAGGUACUGAUUGAUGUGCCACGUUCAGACCUGGCAGAAGAACUUGCCCAAAGUGAAACCAAAACCCAGGUGCUGCAGGACACCCUGCAGCAGGUGCUGGACAGAAGAGAAGAGGAGCGUCAGUCAAGGCAGCUCCUGGAGCUCUACCUGGAGGCCUUGAAAACUGAAGACAGUGUCUUAAGCAAAGUAGCAGAACCUCAGGCUGCACCAAGGAAGGAGAUGGAUGUGGUUGACACAGGUACCAGCAGCACAGGCACUCCAGCCAAAACAGCCCUCAGUGACCAGAUCCUUGCUGCUCUGAGGGAGAAACCUGCUCCAGAGCUCUGCUUGGACAGUCAGGACCUAGAGCUGGUGCUGAAGGAAGACAGAGCAGCCCUGGCCUCGGCUCUGGGGUGGGACAAGCAGAAGGCUGGAGCUCUGCAGGCAGCCUGUGACCAGGAGCUCUCCAAGCGCCUCCAGCAGGUGCAGACCCUGCAUUCCCUGCGGAGCACGUCCAAGGGCAAGAAAACCCUGCCCUGGGGGGACUGGCCCAGCUCAAAACGCAAAAAAUAACAGUGCCCUGCUGCUGGCAGCUCAGCUCCUGCUUCUGCAUUAGGAUCCACACCAGCAAAGACACGUCCUGGGAGCCAGAGUUUGCUGGUCAUACUGUGCUCUGGCUAUAGACAAGGGAAAUCUGGACAUUGUCCUGAGGCUUAGACUCCUGGGAUGAUUCAAAUCAUGUGUGACCAAAGGGAUUUUGACUUUUUGCAGAAUACUGGAACAAUGGUAUUGCUAAACACAGCAUGUAAGGGUUCAGCUUUGCAAACCUGGUUGGGAGCCAGAAGCUUCCAUCUGAUCCUGGUGGCUGCAGCUCCCGAGGCCCUGGGCAGUUUGCUUACCUUGUCCCCCCAAACCAUUUCCAGUGUAAAGGGUGGAAGAUCUCUGCGAGACACUUUGAGGCACAGCUGUGAACAGGGCAGAGGGUUUAACCAGCUGCUGCCUGGCUCUAAGCUCCAGCCUGGGAUCUAAGAACUUGAAUUCUCACACUGCUUUCAUCAGUUAAAGUAAAUUCAAAGUCCUUUCACUUCAGAGCUUUUUCUUGGGUGCUGUGUAAGAACUAACUGGUAAAAUGCAGCAAAGGUGGAAAUAAUUGCUUUGUAGGGCUGUGUGACAGAAGACUUGUAUUUGGCCUGCUGUGUUACUCUCCUAAUCAUGAGUGGAGCAUCAUGAUGCUUUUGUAUUAACUGGCUUAUUACUAAAUUUGUUAAAGUCUUUUUUUCUAAUAUCAAUAAAAGCUUUUUAUCUUA
This is a messenger RNA of Chiroxiphia lanceolata (lance-tailed manakin), 1788 nucleotides long. RefSeq names its product DNA fragmentation factor subunit alpha (gene DFFA). Gene Ontology annotation, biological process: apoptotic process; regulation of apoptotic process. NCBI's taxonomy places the organism in Eukaryota, Metazoa, Chordata, Aves, Passeriformes, Pipridae. The transcript is spliced from 6 exons. The record is from RefSeq and is a predicted model, not a curated record. The coding region runs from base 116 to 1054 and encodes 312 amino acids.